Messenger RNA from Synchiropus splendidus (mandarinfish), 3039 nucleotides. Its product is annotated as importin-13-like. Gene Ontology annotation, biological process: protein import into nucleus. Bases 88 to 3012 code for a protein of 974 amino acids. Gene Ontology annotation, molecular function: small GTPase binding. Gene Ontology annotation, cellular component: cytoplasm; nuclear membrane. The record is from RefSeq and is a predicted model, not a curated record. Lineage: Eukaryota; Metazoa; Chordata; Actinopteri; Syngnathiformes; Callionymidae. The transcript is spliced from 22 exons.
UCCUGCCUGCGACGAGCUGGUGAGCAUCAGCAGCAGCAGCAGCAGCAGCAACAUCCCCGACACCGAGUGAAUGUCCAGUUUCAUCUCAUGGGCGUCUUCCUCUCUGGUGGAGCCGCAGCAAAUAGAAUCCAGGAGCUGCAGAUGGAUCCGCAGGGAGACACCCGGGUGGAGAUCACUCUGGAGAACGUGGAGUCGGCUCUCUACCAGCUCUACUUUGAUCCAGAUAUGGAGCACAAGAAUUUGGCCCAGAAGUGGCUGACCCACGCUCAGGCGUCGACCCAGGCAUGGCAGUUCUGCUGGGCCCUGCUCAGCCCUGACAAGCUGCCUGAGGUUCAGUUUUUCGGAGCCAGCACCCUCCACACCAAAAUCUCCCGUCACUGGAGCGACCUUCCAUCCACCGAGCAUGAGAACCUCAGAAUGCAGCUCCUCUCAAACAUUUUGCACUUCUCUUCCGGCCCUAAGAUGCUGUUGACGCGGCUGUGCGUGGCGCUGGCUUCCAUGGCUCUGAACUUGAUCCCCCAGGCUUGGUCCCACCCUGUGGCGGACAUUGUACAAGCCUUCCAACCACACAAACUGACCCGUGAGGGCGCAGAGGCUUCGCCAGACCCACAUGUUCACUGCCUGGCCCUGCUGGAGCUCCUCAUCGUGCUUCCAGAGGAGUUUCAGAGCAGCCGGCUGACUCAGGCGCGGCGCGCGCAGUUACGGGGAGCCCUGGCUGGAGAGUGGACAUCAGUGUGUCCGAUGCUUUGCCAGCUGCUACAGAGCCAAGACUCAUCCACCCAGGUCAAAGAGAAGGUGCUCCGAUGCUUAUCAAGCUGGGUGGGUCUGGACGUACCGCUAGGGGAAAGCCACGAGCUGGUCCAGGACUGCUUCGCUGCGCUGUCCAACGCUGAGCUGUUCGAGACAGCGGUCGAGACGAUAGUUACUACCAUCUCCCAGCCGGACUGCCACAGGUAUGUGGAAGCCCUGCUGGGUUUGUUGCCUCUGGUGCUGGGCCUCCACGAGCAGCUGAAGAAAGCAGUUCAGGACGGAGACAUGGAGACAUCACAUGGCAUCUGUCGCGUGUGUGUGGCCAUGGGGGAAACACACUCCAGAGUAUUGCUGGAGCAGGUGGAGCACUGGCAGGAGUACUUGGCUCUGGUGAACAUGAUUCUGUUUUGCACUGGCAUCCCAGGGUACUACCCAGUCAACGAGACCACCAGCUCACUCACGCUCACUUUCUGGUACACGCUGCAGGAUGACAUCCUCUCAUUCGAGGAAGAGAAGCAGACCGUGUACCUGCAGGUCUACAGGCCUGUUUACUUCCAACUGGUGGAGGUGUUGCUGCAGAAGUCUCACUACCCCUCUGAGGAAGAGUUCGCCUCCUGGUCCUCGGAUGACAAGGAGCAGUUCAGGAUAUACAGAGUGGACAUCUCUGACACCCUAAUGUACGUGUACGAGAUGCUGGGCUCUGAGCUUCUCAGUAAUCUCUAUGACCGACUGGGGAGGCAGCUGAUGGACCCCCAGCAGGCGUCUGCGUGGCAGGACAUUGAAGCCUUACUGUUCGGGUUCCAGUCCAUCGCCGAGACCAUCGACGUCAACUAUUCAGACGUCAUCCCCGGCCUCAUCGGCCUGAUCCCGCGGAUCAACAUCAGCAACGUGAUGCUGGCCGACACCGUCAUGUACACUAUCGGGUCUCUGGCGGAGUGGCUGUCGGACCACCCCGUGAUGCUGGGCAGCAUGUUACCGAUGGUGCUCCAGGGUCUGUCCAAGCCCGAACUGUCCGUCUCCAGCAUCUCCACUCUCAAGAGGAUCUGCCGGGAGUGUCGCCCGGACCUCAGCCCUUACGCCCAGAAUAUCCUCGCCGUGUCCCAGGACGUGCUGGUGAAAGAGAUCCACAAGAGCAGCCAGUGCAUGUGGCUGAUGCAGGCUCUGGGCUUCUUGCUGUCAGCACUUCCAGCGGAGGAGAUUUUGGGAAGCUUAACUUCACUCAUCAGCCCACAUGUUCAACAUCUCGACUCACUGGCUCAGCAGGACCCUGACGCCACUAACAAACAGCCGAUCAUCCACAUCCUGGGAAUGUUGUCCAGCCUCUUCACCACCCUGGACAUCAACAGGCAGACGGACAGCUUCGACGGAGCAGAACCAACCCCGCCACAGGCGGCACACAACCCAGUCAUAGUCGUGCUGCAGCAGGUGUUCACGCUGAUUCAGACCAUACUGAAUAAGUGGCUGCACGACUCUGAGGUAGUGGAGGCUGUGUGCGGGGUCUUCGACAAGUCAGUGAGGACCCUGCUCCACGACUUCGGACCCAUGGUGGCUCAGCUGAGUGAGAUGCUGGGUCAGAUCUACAGCACCUUCCCUCAAUCCUCCGCUCUGGAUUUGGCCUGUCAGCUGGUCCAUAUCUUCGCCGGGGAAGAGCAACAUGUUUCCGCAAUCAAACGGCUGAUGGAGGUUUUGACUGCGGCGACACUUGACAUAUUUCAGCAAGGUCCAAGAGAACACCCUGAUAUCGCCGAGUCCUUCAUGUACCUUCACGCUCAGAUACUCAAGAGGAAGCCUGACUGGUACCUGUCUGACCAAAUAGACGUUAAAACUCUCUUCUUCUGCGGAAUCAUGUCUCUCAAAUUCCCAGAGGCUCCCACUGUCAAAGCUGCCGGCCUCUUCUUUACUCAGCUGCUACCUCGGUGUAAAGACGGAUCUUUGAGCGACGUGCUGCAGCAGAGUGGAAAGAUACUGACGGAGGCGAUUCUGCAGGCGGUUGGUGGCGGGUCUCCUCGCAGUCUCACUGAACAUUUUGCGGACGUUCUGCUGAGUCUGAACCGGUGCCACCCUGUCCUGCUCAGUCAGUGGCUGACAGAGACCCUGGAGACCCCGGGGUUCCCCUCAGCCCACGUUACUCCAGAGCAGAAGCACAACUUCAGUCAGCAGCUGCUCAGGGAGCAAACGAAUAAGCGCCACAUGAAGGAGCUGGUGAAGGAGUUCUCUCUGCUGUGUCGGGGUCUACAGGGGUCAGGACACUCUGAGUUCUAGAAUCUGCAGAUUUGAGCCACAUUUUUU